AUGUCGUCUGCAGCUGCAUUCAAUUUUCAUGCAAUGACAGAAAAACUAGGAAUAUGCAAAGCACUGCUAGUUUCAGGUCUUCUUCUUUGGGUGAUCUUUGUGCUCUUUUUCAAGGAUCCAAGAUGCUCAAAUUCUAAAUCCUUUCCUCUAUUGAGAACAGAAACAGCUUCUUCUUCAAACUCAACAUCUACUGAUACUCCUAGUCCUACUACUCUCAAACAUAUUGCCUUUGGACUUCAAGGUUCUGAGAAAACUUACCACUUUAGAAGGGCUUAUAUCGAGGCCUGGUGGAGACCCAAAAAAACAAAGGGUUAUGUCUAUCUUGAUAGGCCUCCCACAGGGAAUCUCCUCCCAUGGUCGCGGAAAUCUCCUCCUUAUAGAAUCAACGAUGAUCUCAGCAAAUUGUUCCAGGUAGUCAGACCGAAGGAUCCUGUUAUGCCUCGAAUGGUACAUGGGAUUUUGGAGUUAUUUCGUGAAGAGCACGAGGGGGUCAGAUGGAUAGUCAUGGGAGAUGAUGAUACUAUUUUUUUCGUCGAUAAUUUAGUGGAUGUUCUCUCAAAAUAUGAUCACACAAAGUACUUCUACAUAGGGUAUCCAUCUGAAUUUGUUUUGUCAAAUUACUGGUAUAGUUUUAACCAGGCAUUUGGUGGAAGUGGGAUCAUUCUCAGUUAUCCUCUAGCAAAAGCAUUAGUGCAAGAUAUGGAUCGUUGCCUUAAAACAUAUGCAAGUCUUUCAGCUGAUCUAAUGACCAUGAGAUGUCUAGCUGACAUCGGAGCUGAUCUUACUCCCCAGAAAGGUUUCCACCAGAUAGAUUUACGAGGCGAUUUAUCAGGUUUCUUGUCAUCUCAUCCUAAAGAUUUAGUAUUGUCCCUUCACCACAUUGACGCAGUAGAUCCAUAUUUCCCCUCAAUGGAUCGUGCUAAAUCCACAAACCAUCUAAUGAAAGCCGCAAAUGUUGAUCAAUCGCGCUUAUUUCAACAAACCAUUUGCCACCACAGGCAAAACAACUGGUCUUUUUCCAUAUCUUGGGGCUACUCCACUCAUAUCUAUGAGAAAAUAAUGGCUCGAAGUUGGCUAAGAAUGCCCAUUGAAACAUUCAAGACAUGGCAAAAAAGUCCAAAUCCGCCACGUUACAUGUUCAAUGUUAGAAGACCAUUUGGUGAUCCUUGUGAGGCUCCUCACGUUUUCUUCUUCCAAUCUGUAAAGAAAAUCUCCAGAAAUGAAAUUCUCACAGUCUAUUCAAGAUCAGCAUCUCGGAAUUUGCCUGCUUGUGCUUCAAGUGGCAAUCAUUCUGCUGAGCAUGUAUCCAAGAUACACGUGUUCUCACCGGCAACCAAGCGUACUGAGAUCCAUAUAUCGGAGUGCUGUGAUAUUGUCCGCGUUGACAACACGGGCAAAGCAGAGGUGAAAUUCAGGGAAUGCAUGGCAGAUGAGAUUAUUGCCUAAAGCUGAUACGAGUCUUAAGAUGGAAAUCAAAUUUUGGUUCUUUCUUCUCUACUAGAAAGUUGUACAAUA
Coffea eugenioides is the source of this 1515-nucleotide messenger RNA. RefSeq lists its product as uncharacterized. The transcript has 3 exons. Gene Ontology annotation, molecular function: acetylglucosaminyltransferase activity. Lineage: Eukaryota; Viridiplantae; Streptophyta; Magnoliopsida; Gentianales; Rubiaceae. The record is from RefSeq and is a predicted model, not a curated record. The coding region runs from base 1 to 1446 and encodes 481 amino acids.